Messenger RNA from Stylophora pistillata, 2585 nucleotides. RefSeq names its product glycosylated lysosomal membrane protein B. Lineage: Eukaryota; Metazoa; Cnidaria; Anthozoa; Scleractinia; Pocilloporidae. The record is from RefSeq and is a predicted model, not a curated record. Gene Ontology annotation, cellular component: lysosome.
GUCGAUUAGGAUUUUCAUCUAAAAGUAUGAACAUAAAUAUCAGCCACCCCUCUCUGCCCGUCUAUCCUCUCACUACCCUACUAAGGAUGGGACAAAGGUUAUGACAAUCACAUGACUUCCUGUUUCGCGAGGAUUAGUUCCCAACAUGGCGGACUGUGUCGAAUUUCUUCGAAGGUUUCUUUUAUUUUUUGUAGCCUUUUUUUGUUUAUCAUUAGCGACUGUGCCUCAGGAUCAGCAAAGAAAGAUUACCAUCAAAAGCAUAUCGUGUCCAAAAAAUAUAACAGGGUGCAAUAACACAACAUACAUUAUUCAUGUUAUCGCCGAGAGUGCAGAUGAGAAGAAUUCUAUGCACUAUCUCUGGUCUGUCAUUGGCUCUCCAACAAUUGUUGCAGCUUACUUUGACACUACAGAUGUUAAUGUAUCAAUUGAUUGGAAUCAGGUCUUGAUUAACAGCUCCACAAAGGGAAUUAUGUUUACGCGACCAAGUCUUUACAUCACUGCACUUGUUAUUCCAGCUAUUUAUGAAUUUCAGGAUAAAAAAGAUGAACUAUAUUACACUGAGAAAGAUAUUGGCAAAAUUGUAAAACAUGGCUUCAAGGAGGAGGUAACACAGUGGGAAGAACCCAAAGUCGAUCACAAAAACAAUGUGACGACUUUUAGAGGGAAAAUGUUGGGAGGAACAGUUAUUUUCCAGUGCAAUGCAUCAGCAAUUAAUGACAGAGAGUCAAAAUUGCCUCAUGAACAAUUUUCCAGCAAUUCGACAGUUUUUACACUGACACUUGAUAGGUUAACAAAUCUAGAUUACAAAAAGUAUAUUCGCUUUAUAUUUGAAUUGGUCUCAUUUUCCAUGGAUGACAGUUAAACUUGUGUUACGGCUCAAAAAUCUCUUGAUGAUGAACACACUCCAGCUGUUUUUAAAACCAUUGUCAUCAACAGUACGCUUAGCAGUCGUUCAUCAUAUAGUGCAUGGAAACCUGUGGCCUACCUGAAAGAGUCAAGGAAACUUAGUAACCAAAUCCCUUCUUUUUCAUAUUUCGGCAAUGAGCAUCGUUUUAUCACUCAACAUUGUGACUCUCUCCCUUCAUCAUCCUCUACUAAAGACUUCAUUAGCAUAGUUCCACAUCUGCUUGGAAGAAAGUACGUAACAACUCGAAUGAAUAUUUCAUUUGGACAACGAAAAGAUGGCUGGUAUGAAGGUUCCAAAUAUCUCACAUGGUCUGCAAUGGUUGGCUAUGGAACUCCAAUCAAAGAUGAGUUUUCUACACUUGUGUGGUUGAUUAUAUUCAUUGGCUUUGGCACUCCCAUGCUUCUUAUUUUUAUCACCAUAAUAUACAUAAUUAUCAAGAAGGUCAAAGCUAAGAAAGAAACAUCCACAUACGGCAUAAUCAACUGACAACAAUAAUUAUGUUUUUAAAAGGUGUGAAAUUCUUAUGCAUACCGUAUGAAUAAUGGCAUAUAUAUCUUUUACAUCCCAAGAGUGACCAGCAUCUAAUUUCUUGUUACAGUAAUACUGCAGAAUCAUUCAUUACGAUCACGAGAAUAAAGAAAGUCAUUGCCAACCUAAGAAGCUUUGAUUGUUACAUAAAUUCUCCUUGCCAGUACCAAAGAAAUUGUAUAGAGAACAGUAUGGAGAAUAUGCAUACUGAUAUUAGGAUGCAAAGGGUCCAGUUGUUAUAUAAUUAUGCUGAGCUGCUAAAUAUGAUUCAAGUCUUUUUUGUAAUGUGUGCAGUUGUUUUCUGAGUGUCGAAGUACUGGUACUUACCAGUUCUGUAAGGUCAUAAUUUUCAGUGUUAAGAUCCAGGAACUGCUGUACAAAAUUAAACAGGAUUGGUUUUAGUAUGCAUUCCUUACGUGAAUAUGGGAAAAGCCAUACCAGUGCUUGGUUUUGUUUAUUGUUUUUUCUAAAAGUACAAUAAUAGAUAUGAAUUGUAUGAAAAUGGAAUAUCUUCUAAAACUGUCCACCCUAAUUUGUGGUGGUAUGAACAAGAGGGAAUAUUAUCAACAGUUCUUUGAAGUCUCAUCAUCUAAACAACAUUACUACCAUAGCAUUUUUUUAAGUCCAAGUAUGAGUUGGAAGUUUGAGCAGCCUCCGUAGCUGGUAGUUUUCUUUAAAAUUCUUAUUUUAAUUCAAACUUUAAUUUUGAAUAAUCCAACUUCAUAGUGGCAGGGUACUUUAAGAGUUAAGGAUAAUUAUUCAUGGAAUGUGAACCUUGGUUGGCUGCUUUAAAUGACGUUACAUUGUUGCUAUCUCACAAUAUUAACAGCUGAGGCAACCUUCAAGAAAGAUUUUCUUUGCCUGCAGUGUUGUACAUGCCAUUUACACCGGUAUGCUUACUUUACACCUGUACAUGCCAGGGAUAUUAAAAAAAAAAACACAUGCUGGAAAAAAGAAGAGUUUUCUCAUUUUUGAAGUUUAAAAUAUGAAGUCCACUCUCUUUUGUCGAGGCAAGAUUAAGGCCAUUGUCAUAAAAUGAUGAAGUACAGCAAUGUAAAGUUGAUAUAUUUAUUGAUGAUUAUUUUUCGUGUAUCUUACUGAAUAGUUUGUACUCUUUCUUUAUAUAAAUAAACUUAGCAUGAACAAAUUA